GUACAUAAAUCAACGUGUGUAACUUUCACCCACUCUCCCCAGCGUGUGUUGUCUUGCAGCAUGGCCUCCUCUGCGAAAAGAAGAGCGAUCGGAAGCGGAGAAAAUCCUGAAGACAGCGAUGACAGUUCGGAUGAAGGAUUAGAGGAUUCCGGAGAGGAGAGUGACAAUUCAGACGGAGAAAUAAACGAGGAAGUUGAGGUGGAUUUUGAGGCGCACGCGAUCUCGGGCAACGAUUUCAACGGCAUUAAGAAACUGCUUCAGCAGCUUUUCCUGAAGUCGCACGUGAACACCUCGGAGCUCACUGACGUCAUCAUCCAGCAAAAUCACAUAGGCAGCGUCAUCAGGCAAGCUGAGGUGCCGGAUGACAGCGAUAAUGAGGACCCAGACGAAGUGUUUGGGUUUAUCAGUAUCAUAAAUCUGACUGACCGAAAGGGUAUGGAGUGUGUGGAGCAGAUUAAGGAACUGGUUUUGGGCCAGUGUGAGAAGGUGUGCUCGGCCGCUGCGCAGGAGCAGUUUCAGCAGGUUAUGGAGGACACGUCUAAGAACGUUGGCCUGCUGCUCAGUGAGCGAUUUAUCAACGUCCCCCCACAGAUCGCCCUACCCCUCUACACACAACUGCUUGAGGAGAUGUCUGAAGCACAGAGGACCAAUAAACCCAGUGGGAAAUGUCACUACUGUCUGAUGAUCAGCAAAACAUGCCAAGAAGCCAAGAAGAGCGUCCCAGCACGAGGGCAGGCCAAAGACAUGCCCAUGUUCGUUAACGCAGAGGAGGAGUUCUUUUACGAGCAAGCGGUGGUGAAGUUUCACUACUCCGUCCAGGAGGAAGCUGAUUCGUGUCACUCAGGACGAUGGUCAUUUGAUGACGUACCUAUGAAACCCUUCCGGACAGUGUGUCUGAUCCCCAUGGAGAGAAUGCCAGUAAUUAUGGACAAGCUAAGGGACUAUCUCACAAUCUGAACACAACCACUCUUCCUCUUCAGCCUUACGUGUCCUAGUCUUUCAUCCCUUUAUAACACACCCUUGUUAGAGACAGUGAUGGACUACUGUGUGGACGCAGCCAGGCUCGGCACAUACGAGCGCUCUCGCUGUUGAUAGAAUAUCCAUCAGGACCUCAAAGUCUUCUGAACGCCUUCAAUUAAACACGUUUUACCAAGA
Hemibagrus wyckioides is the source of this 1155-nucleotide messenger RNA. It is a transcript of the gene bccip, whose product is annotated as BRCA2 and CDKN1A interacting protein. NCBI's taxonomy places the organism in Eukaryota, Metazoa, Chordata, Actinopteri, Siluriformes, Bagridae. The record is from RefSeq and is a predicted model, not a curated record. The transcript has 7 exons. The coding region runs from base 61 to 957 and encodes 298 amino acids. Gene Ontology annotation, cellular component: nucleus.